This is a messenger RNA of Scaptodrosophila lebanonensis, 4296 nucleotides long. RefSeq names its product formin-like protein (gene Frl). Gene Ontology annotation, biological process: regulation of cell shape; cortical actin cytoskeleton organization; cell migration. The record is from RefSeq and is a predicted model, not a curated record. The transcript is spliced from 9 exons. Gene Ontology annotation, molecular function: actin filament binding; small GTPase binding. The coding region runs from base 317 to 3889 and encodes 1190 amino acids. Gene Ontology annotation, cellular component: cytosol. NCBI's taxonomy places the organism in Eukaryota, Metazoa, Arthropoda, Insecta, Diptera, Drosophilidae.
ACACCGAUUGAUUUCAACUGCUCUGCGGCCGCUAGAGCAACAAGGUCCAGCUUUGGAUAUCUUCAACGAAAUCAAAGAGCAACUUUCAAGUUGCCCGGAACGCACUCGUGCCAUUUGUCGCACUGUAUGGGGCGCGGUAUCUUCCCUUAGCACAGCGCUAACCAGCGGCAGCAUCGAAGACGGCGACGCGCGGGACGACGGCGGUGGAAGAGGUGGAGGUGGAAGCGUUGGCGAUCCAUACUGGUGCACUGCCCCAGCAACAGCAGCAAUAACAACAGCAGCGGCGGCAUCAAGCAGCAGUCGCUUUGCCACCAUAAUGGGCGCAGUUAAAUCCCGAACUAUUACCAAUGCCGAUGUCGAUGAGACAGUGCCGCCUCAACAGCAGCACAGCUCGCAUUCGAUGCUGCGCAAUGGACACCAUUACACAGCCAAUGGCUCCAGCAUUGGCGGUACAUUACAGAAACAGGAUCUGCGAUAUGACAUCGGCUCCAGUUCACAAUACCAUCAUGUGCGACAGCCCAGCGUUCGGAGUCGCAGUCAGCAGCCCAUGCCCACAACGGAUGAAUUGGAUCGACGUUUCGCCAAAGUUUUAGCCUCCAUGGAUUUGCCGCCGGACAAAGCAAAGCUUUUGCGUAACUAUGAUGAUGAAAAGAAGUGGGACAUGAUAUGCGAUCAAGAAAUGGUGCAGGCCAAAGAUCCGCCCUCACAUUACUUGAGCAAAUUGCGCACAUACUUGGAUCCAAAGGCGUCGCGUAGUCAUCGGCUUUACCUCUUCUACUUUCUUUGUCAGAAACGUAAGAUGGUCGGCGAGUCGACAUCCACACAGGUGCUCCGGGAUCUCGAGAUCUCGUUGCGCACCAACCACAUCGAGUGGGUGAAAGAGUUUCUCGAUGAUACGAAUCAGGGCCUUGACGCCCUUGUCGAUUAUCUGAGCUUUCGUUUGCAAAUGAUGCGGCAUGAGCAGCGAUUGCAGGGCGCGCUCUGCGCCUCCGAAGACCUCUUGAACAUCACAAGUACGGGCGAUGCUGGCGAAUUGACUCUGGGCAAUAGUUCCAUGAGUCCCGGAGGCGGUGGAGUGGGCGGCGUAGGCGGCGCCAAUUCGAGUGGUCUGGGCAAUGGCUCCCUGCUGUUGGACAACUCACGUCAACAGUCCACUCAUGGCGGCAACCACACGUUGUCCUAUGGAUUUCUGCGACCCGCAAUUGCCGAUGGCCUGGACAGUCCCAGCUUGAAGCGACGAUCGCGUCAUAUUGCCAAACUAAAUAUGGGCGCUGCCACGGACGACAUACACGUGAGCAUUAUGUGCCUGCGAGCGAUAAUGAACAAUAAAUAUGGGUUUAAUAUGGUGAUUCAACAUCGGGAGGCCAUCAAUUGCAUUGCAUUGAGUCUCAUACACAAGUCGCUGAGGACGAAGGCGCUCGUGCUGGAGCUGCUGGCAGCCAUAUGUCUGGUUAAGGGAGGUCAUGAGAUCAUUCUCGGCUCCUUUGAUAAUUUUAAGGAUGUGUGCCAGGAGCAGCGACGCUUUCAGACUCUCAUGGAGUACUUUAUGAACUUUGAGGCCUUCAACAUUGACUUUAUGGUCGCGUGCAUGCAAUUUAUGAACAUUGUCGUCCAUUCCGUUGAGGAUAUGAACUAUCGCGUGCAUCUGCAAUAUGAAUUUACGGCUUUGGGUCUAGACAAAUAUCUAGAACGCAUACGCCUAACCGAGUCUGAAGAGCUGAAGGUUCAAAUAUCGGCCUAUUUGGAUAACGUAUUCGAUGUGGCCGCCUUGAUGGAAGACUCGGAAACGAAGACCGCUGCACUGGAACGCGUACAAGAGCUGGAGGAUCAGCUCGAGCGUGAAAUUGAUCGCGGCUCGGAAUAUUUGUAUAAAUUCACAGAGCUCGAAACGGAGAACAUGGCUCUGAAGACGGAACGCGAACAGCUGUGUGUGAUGCGACAAAAGCUAGAAGAUGAGUUGACGGGACUGCAUCGAGUGGUCCAGCAGAAUGAGCAGGAGCUGAAGAAACGCGAUUCCCUGCUGCACAGCAAGAACUUGGAGCUGCAAACAUUAACGCGUUCACUGCCACGUUCGGCCUCCAGUGGCGAUGGAUCGCUCGUAAAUGGCGGUGGCCUGUUGACGGGUGCGGCAUCAUUGGCCUCUGUGGCGCCGCCACCGCCUCCUCCACCCAUGCCUGUGACAGCAGUAGCUGCACCUCCGCCUCCACCGCCACCUGCACCGCCAGCGCCGCCUCCACCGCCCAUGAUGGGUAGCCCCUUAGGCAGUCCCAAUGGUGGUCCAGCCUGCCAUGCCAAUUCUCCGCCAAAUGCGCCCGCCAUGCUCAGUUCGUUCCAGCCACCGCCGCCACCCGUGGCUGGCUUUAUGCCAGCGCCCGAUGGCGCCAUGACCAUCAAGCGGAAAGUGCCCACCAAAUACAAGCUACCCACGCUUAAUUGGAUAGCACUUAAGCCCAAUCAGGUUCGUGGCACCAUUUUCAACGAAUUGGACGAUGAGAAAAUCUUCAAGCAAAUCGAUUUCAAUGAGUUUGAGGAACGAUUCAAAAUUGGUAUUGGCGGCGCGCUCCAUAAUGGCAGCAAUGGCAGCGAGGUCGAUGGCACCCUGCAAAACUAUCCCAGUAAACGCUUCAAGAAACCCGAUCAUGUGUCGCUGCUUGAACACACGAGAUUACGAAACAUAGCAAUAUCUCGCCGUAAGCUGGGAAUGGCUAUAGACGAUGUCAUUGCCGCCAUACACAGUUUGGAUUUGAAAAAGCUGUCGCUGGAAAAUGUGGAGCUGUUGCAAAAGAUGGUUCCCACAGAUGCUGAGAUGAAGGCAUACAAGGAGUACAUCAUCGAGCGAAAGGAUCAGAAUCUCCUCACCGAAGAAGACAAAUUCAUGCUACAGCUUUCUCGCGUUGAACGCAUUCCCUCCAAGCUGGCGAUCAUGAAUUACAUGGGCAACUUUGUGGAUAGUGUGCACCUGAUUAGUCCGCAAGUGCAGUCCAUUGCCAGCGCCUCCAAUUCCCUCAAGCAGUCGCGAAAGUUCAAAGCUGUACUUGAGAUAGUGCUGGCCUUUGGCAACUAUUUGAACAGCAAUAAGCGUGGGCCGGCCUAUGGCUUUAAACUGCAAUCGCUGGAUACGCUCAUCGACACCAAGUCAACCGAUAAACGCUCAUCGCUUCUGCAUUAUAUUGUGGCCACCAUACGUGCCAAAUUCCCGGAGUUAUUAACAUUCGAGUGUGAACUCUAUGGCACGGACAAAGCAGCCUCUGUGGCGCUUGAGAAUAUUGUCACUGAUGUCCAAGAGCUGGAGAAGGGAAUGGAUCUGGUGCGCAAGGAGGCAGAGUUACGUGUUAAGGGAGCACAAACGCACAUAUUGCGUGACUUUUUGAACAACAGUGAGGACAAGCUGAAGAAAAUCAAGAGCGACUUGCGACAUGCCCAAGAUUCGUUUAAGGAGUGCGUGGAAUACUUUGGAGAAUCGUCGCGAAAUGCAGAUGCCGCUGCCUUCUUCGCGCUCAUUGUACGCUUUACCCGCGCCUUUAAGCAACACGACCAGGAGAACGAGCAAAGACGACGCCUGGAGCAGGCCGCUGCCCAGGCUGCCUCGAAGAAGGAAAGCGAUCAGGUGCUAAUGCGCAACAAGGUCAAUCAGAAGAAACAACAGUUGCCUACACCUUGCGCGUUGUCCUUGCAGGAUGCCGUCAUCAAUGAGCUGAAGAGCAAGGCGCAUUCGGUGCGCGAAAAGAAGCUGCUGCAACAGGAUGAGGUCUAUAAUGGGGCGCUGGAGGACAUACUAUUGGGUCUAAAGAGUGAACCUUAUAGGCGUGCGGAUGCCGUUCGUCGCUCCCAGCGCCGUCGCAUUGACAAUAAUCGUUUGUCGCGCACGCUGGAGGAAAUGGAUUGCUAAGCUAAAUUUGUUGGUGGCAAGGAUGAAGCAAAAGUGAAAAUCAAAAUUUAACUAAAAACAAAUACUGCAAUAUGUGAUUGGGCGAUUAAAUUGUUUGGACACACGCACACAUUCCCCACCCUGUACUUUCUUCGAACGUUUCCUUUCCAAUAUUAUUUUUAAAAUUUAGUUUUCAUCGCAUGUUUUUACCGCAACUCGAAUCCGAACUCUCGAACUCACGAACUUGUACUUUUCAGUACGCUCUGUGAAUCUCAUUUUUGAUACAGUUUUUAUCGCCAAAAUUUUGUUUCGCGUUUUAUUUGCAUAGGAAAUAAGCAUUAAAAUUUUAACCGUGUAUUUAUCAAAUUUUAUUGUUAAAUAAUGAUUUAAAUUUAAUUUGUGUAAAUAUAUAUGCAUAGAAAUACAUA